Molecule: messenger RNA, 1245 nt
Organism: Lycium barbarum (goji berry)
Lineage: Eukaryota; Viridiplantae; Streptophyta; Magnoliopsida; Solanales; Solanaceae
Product: protein SRC2-like
Exons: 1
Coding region: 217-999 (260 amino acids)
Biological process (GO): defense response
Source: RefSeq, a predicted model, not a curated record
AAAUCUAGGUGCUAUAAUAUUUAGUGUCCUUCUAGUUAGUAUGAAAAUAAUAUAUUUCCUUUUUAUUUUAUUCUCUUUAAUCUCUAUAAAUAGAUGAUAUAAUAUUUUAUUUUUUCAAUACAAGAAUCAAUACAAAUAGCUAUAGUUCAUUCUUUCUUCAAUUUUCUCUCCAGUAUUUUUUUUUUUCAUUCCAUAACAAUUACCUCAAUCAUCACAAUGGAAUUACGUCCAUUAGACAUCAAAAUCAUCUCCGCGGAGAACAUCAAGAAUGUCAACACUUUCUCAAAAAUGGAUGUUUAUGCAGAAGUCUCCAUCCCCAGCUACUAUACCAUAGCCACCCAUAAGCAAAAAACCUUCAUCGACAAGAACAGUGGCACAAACCCCAAGUGGAAUCACUCAAUGAAAUUCACUCUUGAUGAAUCUUCCCUUACAAAACCAGGGCUUUACCUAAUCAUUCGUCUCAAAUCUAAACGCACUUUAGGUGACAAAGAAAUUGGUGAAGUCUCUGUUCCUGUUAAUGACCUGUUUAAUCAGUCCACUUCUGAUGGCACAACUGAGAGGUUCGUUGAGUAUCCAGUUAUAACAGAAAGCGGAAAACCAAAGGGUACUUUAAAAUUCUCUUACAAGUUUGGAGAAAAAUUUACAGCACCUGAGCAAGAAAGAGAUGUAUAUCAUGAGCCUGUCACAGCUUAUCCUGCACCAAUGCAUGGUAAUUCAUAUCCUGGAGUGGCUUAUAAUGAGCAAAAUCCAGGAUACGGAUAUCCUCCAGCUCAUCAAGCUGGGUAUCCACCAGCCGGAUACCCACCGCAAGCUGGUGCACCGGGUUAUGGAUAUCCGCCACAACAACCAGGGUACGGGUAUCCACCCGUACAGCCUGCGUACGGAUAUCCACCAGUGCAACCGCCUAAGAGGAAUAACAAUUUUGGAGGAAUGGGUUUGCUUAACGGUUUGUUGAUCGGUGAUAUGGUUUUGGAUGUUGGAGAGAUAUGCUCAUGGUGAUGGGUACGAGGAUGCUAUGGAUGAGAUGGGUGGUGGCUUUGAUUUUUAGAUUAAUUUUCGAAGUGUAUUGGCCUGAAAUGAAUUAUCAGUAGGUAAAUUACUCAAGAAAUAAAUCUUUUUAUGUUUAUAUAAUGUCCCACAGUCAAGGUGCCCACGCAAAUACUGCACCCCUAAGUUUUAAAUACGUUCCAUCCAAGAUUUGUUUCAUUUUUAAAUUAAAUGGAAUAGUGAUACCUUUGUCGUCAA